This is a messenger RNA of Ostrea edulis (European flat oyster), 2255 nucleotides long. RefSeq lists its product as uncharacterized. The transcript has 2 exons. The coding region runs from base 364 to 1233 and encodes 289 amino acids. The record is from RefSeq and is a predicted model, not a curated record. NCBI's taxonomy places the organism in Eukaryota, Metazoa, Mollusca, Bivalvia, Ostreida, Ostreidae.
GUUCAAUUAUCUUCAAGUUUAAUGAAAUGCCAAACUAUUUAGUGUAUAUUGCAGCGAUUACCUAGCUAUUAGAGAAUAUCACGAGGAUGACUGUAGCCAUCAUUCAUGAUGCCAAUGACCUCUUUACAAUGUCAUCUGUGCUCUCAUGCGUGGUUAGCUUGGUUCCCGAGGCCUUCCGAUUGUGCAAGCACAGAAUGUGGGGUAAAAUAAUCUUCAUGCCAUUCAUGCCACUGCAAUAUUGAAAUAGGCCAUUUAAUCAUGGGAAAGAUGUUUGUGAUGUACAAGUAAUGCAAACUAAAUACACAGUUUAGGUGAAGAAGAAAUAAUCAACAAGUUCUGGGGACGGAUACAUCAGUUGUAGAGAUGGAUUCUGCUUUUGACCUUCCCAAACCCAAUCCACCAGAAACGUUCAGCGAAAUGAACGCUGAUGAUAAAGCAAGAUACAUUGCAGACGAAAUUAUGGACCUCUUUCGACCAUCGCGAGAAAAUGGACCUGAACUGGCCUUGGUUGUGAUAGGAAUGACAAUCCUACUUAACCUUAUUUUGUUCAUUUCCAUUUUAGCCGAGGGGAACAUUAAGAAACCUUCUAAUCUUUUAGAAAUAGCGAGGGGGUUCUCAGAAGUUUUUCUCUUAGUAUCAAUUACAAUACAAAAUACGAAAAAUAUGUACAAUACAAUAGAGCCAGCCUCAGCGGUUUCUGGGUUUGCCGUAUUCUGGUUUUUUUCGAUGUUGUCUGUGUGCCUUGGUCUGAUGAAGUCAUUCACGGGAUUUGUACGGUACACCGGUAGAUACUCAAUGUCGGGUUCUUUCUUGCUCGCGAACUUGGUUAUAUUUGCCCUAUCGGCGUUCAUUGCCUUUAUUGUUCUGUGUGUGGUAUAUGUUGCCAAUGUUCUGGGCUUUGUUAUUUUGGUUUGUAUCUUCUAUUAUUUACCGUUCAUGGGGAUGUGGUUACUGGAUGGAUUAAGAAUUCUGCAUCUUCGAACUCAUUCAGUGAAAAAUAUUCUAGAAAUGGAAACGUUGAAUAAGACUAAUCCUGCGGUACCUGCGCAUGAACAGGAAGUGCAGUUCCAGAAGCCUAUGACAGGCUUUGGAAUGUUCAUUACCUUGUUGUACGGGUUUUGUCACACCGUUGCUUUUGCCAUGGUAUCUAUAGUUAUUACACGAGUCGCCUGGGUUUUCUUCAGACCAGUUUCCACUCAAGUUCAACUACAGUCCAUCCCUGGUAUUCUCUAAAACAUUUGAAUGUUAAAUUGUUUUAUCACAAUUCGGCUUCAUGCAGUAGACACAAGAUCGCAUAAACGCGGAACUUUCGGAUUUUCCAUUUAUUUUCAAAAUGAAUCCUGGACCUUUUUGUGCAAUUUUUUUAUACGCUCGUAGCCUCUGGUUAUAUUUUUCAUGAAAGUAUUCUCUAGAUUAAUACUAUAGAAUAUAAUGCUUUAUGUACAUUUUGUUUGUGCAGAUAUGAUUUGUAAGAGUUCUGUUUAUAACUAGCCAUAAAUGUGCAAGUUUGUGAGUUCAAACGAUGUAAUUGUAAUAUUAACAAUAUUGUAUACAUGUAUCUUCAUAAGGAAAAUAAAUGCCCAUGCCCGACUCCUGAUUAUACACACCCCACUAGUAUCUUGUCCUCUAAGGCAGUGCGAUGUAGGUAUGAGUAGUUGAAUUGUCCAUUCUGAAGUGAGUGGCUAUGGUGUCAAGUAGAUAUAUCCAUAUAGCAGAAGUGGAUGUCAGGUAGCGAACGAAGUGAGAUCCGGGGGAUGUGAAAUGGAUAUGAAAAUGGACGUACCGCAUGUCGGUAAUUACAUUGUUCAUGUAUUAUAGUAAUUAAAUUGUACAUACAAUAUUGUAAUUAUAAUGUACAUUUGAUACAGUAACUACAUUGUAUAUUUAUUUGCAUUGUACAUGUAAUGUGGCUGCAACUUUUCAUUGUAUCUUGAAUUGCAGGAAAUGUAUUCUUUUAUAUUGUUUUAUAUGGUAAAUUUCGGUUUUUUAAAAACUUGUACUUCGAAAGUUUGAAUUUGAAACUUAAUGGACUGUCAAUUUUUUCUAACAUUUGUGAAUGAUUAUGAUAAUUGUAACCUCCUUACACUGUACAAACCUACACUGAUUAUCAGAAUUCUUCUAACAUUUGUAAAUAAUUAUGAUCGAUUGUAACUUCACUGCAUUGUACUUUUUUUGGAAAGAAUAUAUUAUUUAGUUCAUUGUAAACAUAUUAUCGCUCAAGUAUACAAUAGCAAAAAUAAAUGAUAAGCAUACAA